Messenger RNA from Amoebophrya sp. A120, 324 nucleotides. NCBI's taxonomy places the organism in Eukaryota, Dinophyceae, Syndiniales, Amoebophryaceae. The record is from the annotation of a GenBank genome assembly.
AUGGUGGUUGCUUCUGACAGGGGAAGUUCCCUCGGCUGCGGAAACCAAGCAGCUCGGUCAGGAGCUCUCGAAGCGGGCCCAGACGAUCCCGACCCACGUGUUUCAGACCCUGAAUGCGGUUCCGAAGUCCGUGCACCCGAUGACGCAACUGUCGAUCUGCCUACUCGCGCUGCAGAGCAAAUCCAAGUUUCACGCUGCCUACUCUGCGGGUACGCUGAAAAAGUCCGACUACUGGCAGUACGUUUUGGACGACUCGCUAACCUUGGUAGCGCAGAUCCCCAUUGUGGCAGCGCACAUCUACCGGCGGGUGUUCCACGACGGUAA